GCGUGGCGACACUUGGGCACUCGACGGGUCCACAGACCCAAACGUAGAGGGACAGGCGAGGAAGACUAGUGAACAAGCCGCAUGCAGCUCAUCGUGGACGUGCCAUUCCUAGCCGACGGCGAGGUCAACAUGGUCUGGGACCUCAAACACACCAUCUUCCUUGCAAUCAUUGUGUACCUGUGCAGCGGCUUCGUGAUGACAACCCUCGUGUGGGCUGUCACGCUUCUUCUCGCUCUUGUCGGGUAUUGGCUCUUUGUGCGGAGCGGCGACUGCGUGCUGGAAGACGAUGAUGCAGCAUCAGGAUCGACGAAGGAUCGUGCAACGCUUCCCGACGAUGCAAUUGUCGUCGCCGGCGGUACGGGCAAAAUCGUGGGAACGACCUCCGGCCAUGGCGGGAACCCCAAACGCUUGUUCUACUCGCUGAGCAUCGUACCAACCGCAGGAUUGCCGUGGACCAUCGAACGUAGCUACAAAGAGUUUCGAGCGCUGUACCAUGCCCUGUAUGUUGCAGACACCCACAACUGCCGACGCAAUGUGUCGUUGCUGACCAACCAGUCGAACAACGAUCACGGGCGUCACUUGCCAACGCCGCCGCCAUUUCCCAAACGCGCGGCCUUCCGAGCGUUCGUCAAUCAAGCAAAACGCACCGAGGGGCUCGCAGCGUUCCUGCAGUUCCUGGUGCAGGACGACCAGUUGGCAACGAAUCCGCUCGUUGUCGAGUUUCUCGGCGCCCACUCGCCGCUAAAACGCGUCCAGAAACCUGAACCAGCGUUGCCAUCGGUGCCAUGGAUUAGUCCUCUGCACACGGAGGCGGAAGACGAGGCGCUGACGGCACUGACGCCCGAGGAACGGUCCAUAGUUGACGAUGUCCAUGCAGAUGCAAUCGCGCUCCACGAUGCCCUCCUGGCUCGUCGGAUUGUCCUCCUGAGAUACAUCUCGAACCAAGCGUGGGAAGUUGAAGCGGCCAAAGCACGAGUUCACCGCGCUGUCGAAUGGCGCCAAGCGUCGUUGCCGUCGUUUGACCGGGCGGUGCUGCGAAACGAACUGCACACGGGUAAAAUGUACCUGGCCGACUUUUGGGACUCCAACUUGAAUGCAAUCGUCAUCGUGCGACUGCAUUUGGAGAAUUCGUUUCCGCAAGCCAACUAUCUCGUGAAUGCCAUGUAUACGAUGGAGCGCGCUCUCCUGCACUGCUCGCCCGUGCACCGCGUCACGAUCGUGAUCGAUUUUUCCCAGUGGCAGUUCAAGCACGGCCCAGAACAAGGCAUCUUUUUCAAGUUUGUCAAGAUGAUGGAGGCACAGUACUUGCUCCACGUCGACCGCGUCGUCCUCUUCGACUUGCCGUGGUACAUGACGCAAGGUUUCAACGUGAUGAAGCCGUUCUUCGACCCGGUCACUCGCAGCAAGUUCGUGAUGGCCAAGUCGACGGACCUGGCGCCCAUCGAGACAGUGGUCGACACAGCCCGACUACUGCAGCACGUUGGUGUCGGCGCGACCUUUCCUUUUGACGUGGACACGUAUUUGAGCUCUGUCCAUGUUUCAGCGAAAUCGCCGCCCCAGUGAAACCCAAUGGAAUCCCAUCGAUCGAUUCAAGAUGGCGGGCCGUCGCCAUGAGGAUAGGUCGCAUGAAAAGGGUGUGCGACCGCCGGCGCCCUCGAUUCAUCGAUUCCUCGAGCUCGCGUAAAACCAAACACCGACACUUCCUGCCGUGUGCUCACUGAGGCGACUGCAUUCGACGCCAUUGUCUACCUGAACAGAUUCCUGGCGCUAGACGCUCGGACCUUCGUGCGAUCUGGCAAGGCGUCGACUUCGUCGAGCAAAUUAUCUUUGGUACCUAAAGUGUGCGCCAAAAAGAUAGGCCACACACUUUUCGUGUGUUUCCUCAAAUUGGCGCGUGUUGCAUUGUUCAACUCGUCAUGGUUUCACCUACCUGGUCCAUGAUUUCUCUUUCUAACAUGUAAGCUUGACGAAUAUCAUUCCACGAUAGAG
This is a messenger RNA of Aphanomyces invadans, 1989 nucleotides long. RefSeq lists its product as hypothetical. NCBI's taxonomy places the organism in Eukaryota, Oomycota, Saprolegniomycetes, Saprolegniales, Verrucalvaceae. The record is from RefSeq and is a predicted model, not a curated record. The transcript has 5 exons. Gene Ontology annotation, molecular function: phosphatidylinositol binding; phosphatidylinositol transfer activity. Bases 82 to 1563 code for a protein of 493 amino acids.